Messenger RNA from Mycena citricolor, 1425 nucleotides. NCBI's taxonomy places the organism in Eukaryota, Fungi, Basidiomycota, Agaricomycetes, Agaricales, Mycenaceae. The record is from the annotation of a GenBank genome assembly.
GUGAAAUGAAUCGAUUGUUCGGAAACAAGAAAUAUUUGACACCAAGCUUUUUUUAAAUCGCACCAGGUGCUCAGCACGAGGCAUGAGAGUAUACUAAGUAACGGGAGUAAGAUCGGUCGAAGAACGGACUCUGUAAUGUCGCGCGCUCACCUUGCCAACUCAGAAGACUCAGACAACGAGACGAGAAGUGUUACAAGCGAAUCAACAACGAUCUCAGAGUCGGAUGCUGCCUCUCUCAGUGAGAGGAGCAAUCCAGAUAACUCGGAGGGAAAUGUAGAGGUCCUCUCGAUACUGGUAUUAGGUCCACCAACGUCCGGGAAAACAACGUUUAUCAAUCUCCUGAGCGGCUCCGAUUUUGAGGUCGGAUCGGGACUGCAAUCCUGCACAGCAGGCAUCCAAGUUACACCUCCGUUCCCUGCUAACGGCGGGCUUAUAUCGCUCAUCGACACUCCGGGAUUCUACGACCCAGAUUGCAACGAUGUGGAAGUUCUGCUCAUGAUUUCAUCGUUCCUCGCACAAGCAUAUGCGGAGGGACGCCGACUCUCAGGCAUCCUGUACACACAUCGUAUUUCAGACAUCCGCAUGGACAGCACAACCGAACGGAACUUCCAGCUGCUCCAGCAUCUCUGUGGCGAAGAUGCGUUCCCGAACAUCUCCGUGGUCACCACGAUGUGGGAUGAGGUCGGGUUGGAGCUAGCGGAGUCGCGUGAGAGCGAAUUGGCAGAGGAUGCAUGCUUCUUCAAACAGGUGUUGGAUGGCGGCGCAACCAUGCAGCGACACCAAUCGAUAAACGACCUGGAAUCAGCGCGAGCGAUCGUGGACGAGCUCGCAGUGAACAUCCCUUAUGCGUUGAAGGUCCAGAUUGAGUUGGUGGACGAGCAGAAGAAGUUGGUGGAGACAUUCGUGGGUCAGGAGCUCGAGCGAGAGUUGAGCGAACAGCUGGCCAAGCACCGAGUGGAGUUGAGCGGAUUGCGCAAGGAGAUGAAGCAGGCGUUCCGGCAACAGGACGAUGAGACGAGACUGGAGCUUGAGAUGGAAAGUCACAAGCUGCAGGAGGAAAUGGGUCGAUUGCAGGCUGACAUCGAGAGAUUGAGGAGCACGGAGUCUGAAUUUGCGACGAGCGAGACAGAAAACGACGGUAUGAACCAGAGAGCUCCAGCAACCACGGAGAAGGAGCCAGAGCAGCCUGUGGAGGAAUCAACGGAAGAGCAUCCUAUCGAAACGAGAGUCGCUGACGCUCCAAACGUCCAGGAUGCUGGCUUGAGCGCACCGGCAGGAGAGGACAAGGCCAUGAAGGAUGCAGUGCAGGAGAACAAGUCUGUGGAAGAGACCGCCGAGAGUCGUGGAAUUUUGGGUAUGAUCAGUGCUAGACUUUUCGGUUUGUAGGGUAAUGCUGUAAUUCGAUCCUUUCCUCCCUUUUCGUCG